AUGAUUUCAGAUAUUCUAACAACUUUUACAGGUUAUUUGAAACAUUUAUAAGUGAGGAAGCAUUCUUCUAUUAAUGAAUGUGCAGUUCAAUCACUUUAUGGUUUUGUUGAAAUUAAUAUUGAUACUAAACAUCUUUUAUAAAAUUAUUAAAAGGAACUUUCUUUAUAAGAAUAUAAAAUAUUAUUUGAUGGGUACAAUUCAAUUUAAUACUUAUAUUCACUUAUUCAGAAAAUAAUAAUAAGAAGAGAUUAUUAAAUUGAAACUAAUUUAGAAAAACCAAUAUGGUAGGAGAAGGUAUUACGAAAGAAAAAAAUGUAAUAUUUUUUUUAUGAAUUAAAAAAAAAGAAUUGAAUUAUGUUAUCAGCGAUUUGGUUUUGUUAAUAGCAUAAAUCAAUAAUAUUCAUUUUUUUUUCUUUGAAAAAAUGAAAUUCUAAAUGAAAAAUAGAAUUUUGCAUCUUUUUCGUUCAUAAUAUCUUAAGAUAGUAAAAAUAUAGUCAUCUUCGUAUGUCGUGGAAAAAUUUCAUUAGAAUCAAAAAUGA
Messenger RNA from Paramecium sonneborni, 539 nucleotides. The record is from the annotation of a GenBank genome assembly. Lineage: Eukaryota; Ciliophora; Oligohymenophorea; Peniculida; Parameciidae.